Molecule: messenger RNA, 252 nt
Organism: Alternaria arborescens
Lineage: Eukaryota; Fungi; Ascomycota; Dothideomycetes; Pleosporales; Pleosporaceae
Exons: 1
Coding region: 1-252 (83 amino acids)
Source: RefSeq, a predicted model, not a curated record
AUGUGUCGCGCACUUACUCUCUCCACGUCGAAACGGGACCAAACUACACCAAAUACAGCAACCGCUAAACAACCCAUUAUCGGCGGAAAUCUCAAGACAGGCCUCGAAAAGCUUACACGGGCUGUAGAACGAGGAGUCGACCGUCAAAUCUUGAGCGCUCAAGUGCGGACUUAUGGCACACCUCCGUCGUCCUCUCAAUCCUCGGAACAAACAACGAACAUUGGCUCAUAUAACACGAAACCGAUUAUCUGA